UCCAACACCUUUGUCAGAUCUCUUGGAAUUGCACGCGCAGCCGCUCUGCUACAUACUCUACAAUCCAAAAUCACACCAAUCCAAAAUCUCCAGGCGCGCAGCCAUGGCUGAUGUCUAUUUCGAUAACGCUACGUCAUUGUUCAAAGGCUACGAUAUUGUAGAGGAGCAAAUCGAAUGCCUCAAAGACGCUGUUGCCAAAAAAGUGACGAGCCAAGAAGCCGCCAAAACGCUCACAACAUAUCCAGACAAGUCAAGUACGCCUGUUGAACUGUUACAACGAAUGGGUGCACUUUGGACACUGCUCAACGAUACCGCGGUAUUGCUUCCGUCGGCUCAAGGGUGCAUCAUCUCCAUAUUAUUCGAGAUCAAGCAGCUGCCAAGGGUAGACGUUCCACGCGGUGAAGGCGAGGAGUACAUGGACUUUGACGAAGGCUUCUACUGGAAAGAACUGACGGGUUGGGCGAACAACUGGGCAGACAAUUCCAACUCAUGGGGGGCGCGGUUUCUCAUCGAGAAGUCUACCGGCGAAGAACGGAAGAAGAGACGUCAACGCUGGGUAAAUGCAUGCGAAUAUACCGCGCGACUGACUGCGACAAAUGAUCGAGCUCUUUCGUCCUACGGUGCGGAUCUCGAAAGAGCCACACAUGCCAUCUCCACAGCCUUGGAGAGCGAUACAGGUGAUCAAUGGAAAGAGAAUUUGGAAGCUGCUGCCGUUUUGUUCAUACAUGCAGGACAGGAGUUGUAUCGUCGCUGUGCAGAGGGCGAGACCGAAGGCAUGCUGGAAGGCAAGGGUGAACUCUGGAACGGCGGGAAAGGGUUUUCCUUGGUACGAUGGCGCUUUUGGUUGGAAAGAUGGACCGCAUUGACUCAUGAAGAUAACCUGUCUGAAGAGAAUCGGAAAGUCGCGCAGUCUGCGCUGAACGUGAUGCGAGAUAUGGACGCGAAAGAAACCCAGUAA
Molecule: messenger RNA, 958 nt
Organism: Periconia digitata
Lineage: Eukaryota; Fungi; Ascomycota; Dothideomycetes; Pleosporales; Periconiaceae
Source: the annotation of a GenBank genome assembly